ACAGCGAAUUAGGCUUUUCUUGAUUAUUAGUGCAUGUGACUAUUAAAAAAAUCUCUGCAAAAAUGAAGUGCAGUGUUUACAUGCUGAUGGUUACAGAGUGUAUCUUCGUUUUGCUCCUCUGUUCAUCAUUAAUACAUAGUUGUGGCCUGACAACGCACACAGAGAUAGCUCAUAGAGCCUUAGAAUAUUUCAAUGGCAAGACUAAAAGAGGGGAUUACAAAACGAUGAUGGUCAAACAUCAAGAUGCUUUUCAAGCAGGCAAUCCCUAUCCAGACACUUUUUUUGACAGUUUAUGUUUCAAAGGAAGGUACCAUGACAUAUCAGAAGACACUCACUGGGCCCCAUUCUUGAAUGUGACCAUCAACUACAUCAGGCAAAAAUAUCCAUAUCCAUGGGACCAGGAUACAGAGAAGCUAAUUGUGUUCAUGUUGGGCUUUGUGAGCCAUCAGAUAGCAGACAUCACAUGGCACAGUCUGGGAAUAGACCAAGGAUUCCUAGAAACAAUGGGGAAGAUUGAUUUCCAUGGCUCAUAUGGUGAUGCUCAUAAUGUGGGAGAUUUUGGCGGGGACAUAUUAAACCUAUUUGAAAUCAAGCUACAGUAUAUUCACUCUUUAGAGAAUUGGUAUGUACCUACUUUCGAUCUCCAAAAUAUUUAUAAGAUAUAUUAUGGAGAUGGCAGAAUGACUGCUGACACCAUACUGGAAUGUUCUGUGUUGAUGUUUCUUGCCAGAGCUGGAGAAAAGUUGGCAGUUUCUAAAUUGUUCCCCACUUAUGCAGAAAAAAGUCCAUUCAUGUUAAGCAUGUUGAAUGACUUCUUCCUAGGAGGGAUAGAUGACAUGGCAGCGUGGACUGACAACUUGUGGCAUACGACGUUGUACAUGUUGGAGAAUGGAACUGAAUCUUGUCAAAUUCCAAAAAAUCCUCUUUAUAUAAAUUGUGGCAAUACUUCAAAGUCAUUUUUGGAUAAAAGGAAAGUGAAAAAUGGUUUCUUUUCUAAACCUUUGAUGCAUGGUUUAUCCCCAAAAGAUGUGCUAGUGAGGAAAUCCAAACGUGGUGCUUAUCUGACAUUAGGAAUGGAACUUAAGAAACGACUUAGACUAGCCACAAGAAAGAUUUCAGAUUCAACAAUAAGAGCACAGCCCAAACAGGUCCAGCCCAAAGCUGUAUACAGAGUCAAUAGCACAUAUGCUAGAUUAGGAUGGUCACUUUUAAAUGGAGAUGUUAAUCAUGAUGGUUAUGAAGACUUAAUCAUGGGAUCCCCAGGUUAUAGUGUGGAAGGAAACUAUCAGGCUGGCAGGGUGUACAUUGUAUUAGGUGGUCCAAAUGGUCUUCCCAAGAAAGAUCUAGAUCUUAAUAAGGAAGCCAACAUCACCAUUGAGUGUCCAGCUUUAUGUGGCAGGCAUUCACGGUUUGGCAGUGCUCUUGCUGUAGUGGAUUUGAAUGCUGAUGGGAUUAAUGACUUAGCUGUCAGUGCACCUUCAGACCUUACUGAUUCUCUUAAAUAUUCUGGUUCAGUCCAUGUUUAUUAUGGACCACUUAAAGUUGGCAUAGUACUUCAGGAUCCAAGUGCGAACUACUCUUGCCAGGAGACCUACUGCAACUUUGGAUGGACAUUAUCUGGGGGUGAUGUGAACAGUGAUGGGUUUGCUGAUCUUGUUAUUGGCUCUCCUUUUGCUCCUGGGGGUGGAGAACAAAGAGGCAAAGUGACUGUCAUUUUGGCAAAGAAGGGAAAAAUUGAUAGUGGGAAGUUUGAUUGGGUACAGAAUGGUGAACAGGAUUACAGUUGGUUUGGAUACAGUGUUGCAGUGAAGAAAACUAGUCUAGCAGGCAACUGGUUGAUGAUUGGAGCUCCCACAUUCAGGAAGUGUGCCCUAGCUAACUGCAGUUUUAAUGCCAAGGACAAACAAAGUGUGGGGAAGUUGUACAUAUAUGUGUUGCCUACAUACAAGCUGACAUACUCGUUUAUUGGCAGUGAAGAGCAUGCCAAGUUGGGCAGUAGUUUUAGUGUGGGAGCACCCUUUGAAAAGUAUACUGAUAUGUUAGCAAUAGGCAUUCCAGAUAUUGAUGUCCAAGGUUCAGUCGUGGGGUAUUCAGUACCAUUUCACCAGGCAGGAGGGGUUUUGGUGUAUAAUGUUUCAAACCUUCUUAGAGACUACAAGAGACUAGUAACAUCUUUCUCUGGUGAUAGAAGAUUUGACAGAUUUGGAGUCACUGUGAAGUUUGCAGAUUUAAAUGGUGAUGGUCUCGAUGACUUUUUGUUGUCUGCACCACUGCGAACAGACGACAUAACAGAAGAGCUGGAAGGAGCUGAACAAGGCACAGUGUAUGUGUAUUUAGACAACUUUCCUAUUGGAAAUACUACAAUGAAUGAUUGUAAAGACAGCAGAGUGAUACCAUGCCCUGGUGAAAAGGCAUAUGGUCAGUUAAUAUUUGGUGAAGACCAGGCUAGAUUUGGGAAGGACCUUGCAGUGGUGGCAGUUACGGCACAAAAGAGAGAGAUAGCUGUGUCAGCUAUUCACAGUUCUAGCACAGCUAGGCUAGGAGGAGCUGUUGCCAUUUACACUCUUCAGUAAAGGAGAACUGUUCCGUUUUAAUACAUUAAAGCGCACCCAAACCCAACUAUGCAAAAAAAGGUUCACAUUCCCUUACAGAUCUAAUGGUUUUGUGCAAUAUUGGACCAUGAUAUUUCAAAUGUGAUAUUUGACAGGUCAUUAUUAAGUUAUAAUUAGCUCUAACAUAUGUAUUGCUCUAUUAUUCAGGUAAACUGAACAUACAAACCUGAAUUAAAACAGAUUUUCAGGUUGUGUAUUGUGAAUACAGAGGUGUUGGCAUCAUGGCUCCUGAAGCCAGUUGUUGCAUUAAGUUGACAUCCAAAUACUGAUCAUGGUACCCAUUCCAGUUAUUGUCUGUGAUUGUUUUGGCAAUUUCUCAGUGGAAACUUAGCUUUAGCUUAUAUUUUUAUAGCAUUUUAUAAAUGAAAUUUUGGCCAGUUUUGUUGAAUCAGUAUCAAAAUAUUUCAAGAAGAGAUUAUCAUUUAGGGCACAUGCCUAUUCAAUUUUGAUUAUUAUUAAUUCCCAUUUUUGUUUCUGACAAAUUCAUGUCAAUCAUCUGUUUAGACAUCUUUUAUCUCUGGACAUCCACUUGUAGUUGUGUAAUUACUGAAGAUCUGGUUCGAUUUGGGGCACAAAUCAGAAUACUUUCAUAUACUUUAAUUUUCAAUUUUUUAUUCUUCCCGCAAUCUAAAAGCAUUAAAAUUUGUGGCACAAACAAGGUUAUUUUUCACUGAAUUGUGCAUUGUUUUAUUUUUGUACAGCAUAUGAAAAUACAAAAUGCACAUGGUAAUUAGGAAACACUUGGUUUAAUCAUCAGUUUUCACAUUGACAUGAUGAUGAUGUCUACAGCUAUAUACAUCAGACUUGAGCACAGGUAGAUAUAUAUGUUAUAUAUUAUAUAUAGAUAUAUAGAUUCUGCUGUACACCAACAUUAAGUGUAUAAAUGCAUGUACCUUUAUUGGUAUAUUCAUACUUAGCAAAGAGUCAAUGCACUGAAUGGUGUUUAUGUUAACCUGCCACCAAAACACCAUGAAAUAAUUACCACUACCACCUACGUGUGGCUGUCUCCUUACCAAAAAAAUAUGCAAAAUAUUGUGAAGGAUACAAAUGUUACUAAUUUCACAGAUAUACAUAUAAUAAUCUAUGUUAUGGAACAAUCUUUCAAUGUACAAAUGAAUGUACAGAAGUAUAUGGCCACACCUAUAAACAGUAUAUACAUGAAUGUGGUGACCAUUUUGAUUUAUAU
Messenger RNA from Lingula anatina, 3798 nucleotides. Its product is annotated as phosphatidylinositol-glycan-specific phospholipase D. Gene Ontology annotation, molecular function: GPI anchor phospholipase D activity. Lineage: Eukaryota; Metazoa; Brachiopoda; Lingulata; Lingulida; Lingulidae. The record is from RefSeq and is a predicted model, not a curated record. Gene Ontology annotation, cellular component: extracellular region; extracellular matrix.